UUAUGCUUGACAACCAUAGAUGUCGGCGGCAAGGAAGGAUUGGUAAUUUACUAUAGUGAGUUUUAUUCUUAGGAACCGGUAGGAAAUACACGAAAAAAUGGAAUCGGAUGAUUACGAAGAAAACUCAAGAGGAAGACAACUAGGGAAGCGAUUUAGUAUCCAUUCGUGUCUUGUUUACGAUGAAAUGAGAAGAUUUGGCCAGCUAUGUGACGCAGUGAUAAAAGCAGAGCGCCGAGAAUUUCCUAUCCACAGAGCGAUCAUGUCGGCCUGUAGUCCCUACUUCAGAGCAUUAUUUACCAAUGCUUUAGAUUCUGUGGAGAAAAGAGAGGUUGAGAUACCGGGAGUUAGUGCGGAUAUAAUGCAGGUUAUUAUAGACUAUGCCUAUACACGGCGAGCAAGAAUUGAUGGAAGCAACGUGGAACAACUCCUUCCGGCGGCCGACCAGCUACUGGUACACGGCCUGGUCACCGGCUGCUGUGAUUUCCUCGCCGGUCAACUAGAGGCAGAAAAUUGUAUCGGUAUUUUAAACUUUGCACGUGCCUACUUCUGUCAUAAAUUGGUAAAAACCGCAUACCGCUUCCUUAUGCACAACUUUAGCGAAGUUCUGGCUUCCAGCUCAGAGUAUAACGACCUUAGUGUUGAGGGGGUAUGUGAGAUAUUGUCAUCUGACGAUCUCAAUGUGAAAAAUGAAGAAAUGACAAUUGCAGCAUUGUUUCGAUGGAUCGAUUGCGACCCCGAAAACCGGAAGUGCCAUAUUGUUCCCUUGCUUCGGACCGUUCGCCUAGGGCUUCUGUCCACCAAGUUCUUUGUGGAGAAGGUGAAAUCGCACCCGUACGUCAAGGAGAGUGUGGAAUGCAAACCUCUUAUUAUCGAAACCCUCAAAUUUCUAUAUAAUCUGGAUAUAAACGAGGACAAAGCCCUCGACAUUACCAAUUCGCUCGCACAACCUCGCGUUCCGCACGAGGUCAUGUUCGUUAUAGGCGGAUGGAGCGGAGGGGCUCCCACCAAUAUUGUGGAAACGUACGACACACGCGCUGAUAAAUGGAUUAUUUGCGACUCAAAGGAUGAAGUCCCCCGAGCCUACCACGGAACUGUCACCAUUGACUUAAAAAUUUUCGUCAUCGGAGGCUUCGACGGGACACAAUAUUUCAACAGUGUCCGGUGUUUUGACCCCGUUGCGAAGACAUGGUCCGAAGCUGCACCGAUGAACUCCAAAAGAUGUUACGUAAGCACGGCUGUGCUGGGGGCCUACAUCUAUGCCAUGGGGGGCUAUGACGGUCACACAAGACUGAAUACGGCGGAACACUAUUUCCCCGGCCGGAAUCAGUGGAGCCUCAUCGCACCCAUGAAUCAGCAACGUAGUGACGCAGACGCUACCACUCUGCAAGGUAAGAUCUACAUCUGUGGUGGCUCAAACGGACAGGAAUGUUUAAACACGUCGGAAUAUUACGACCCGAGGACCAAUCAAUGGACGUCAAUUACGCCCAUGCGCAAUAGACGUAGUGGAGUUGGGGUAAUAGCAUACGGUGACCAAAUCUACGCCCUUGGUGGGUUUAACGGAAUCGCCCGGAUGAACACGGUCGAACGAUAUAACCCACUCACUGAUCGCUGGCAGACGAUCCAAGAAAUGUUUGACCCGCGGACCAACUUUGGUGUAGAGGUGAUUGACGAUAUGAUUUUCACCGUCGGAGGAUUCAAUGCAGUAACAUCCAUCAGCAAUGUGGAGUGCUUCGACAAAAACUCAGACGAGUGGUUUGAUGCAGCAGACAUGAAUAUCGACAGGAGUGGUCUGAGCGCAUGCGUCGUCAACGGUCUACCAAAUGUUCAGGAUUACACAUUUAAAGAAACAAAAAACCCGGGGAGCAAGCAGACCGGGAAAAAAUAAUCCAAGGAGAACACAAAGGACUGGGGGAAAUAACAAAAACAAAAACGAACCGAAGUUGUUUUAAUAUUAUUUUACUAAGUAUAUU
This is a messenger RNA of Mizuhopecten yessoensis (Yesso scallop), 1970 nucleotides long. RefSeq names its product kelch-like protein 10. Bases 98 to 1885 code for a protein of 595 amino acids. The transcript has 6 exons. The record is from RefSeq and is a predicted model, not a curated record. Lineage: Eukaryota; Metazoa; Mollusca; Bivalvia; Pectinida; Pectinidae. Gene Ontology annotation, molecular function: protein binding.